AAUUUCCGUUAGCACGUUUGACCCUCUGAGAGAAUCAGAAAGGUUACGUUUUCUGAUUAUUUAUUAUUACCACAGGUUCAAAUUAUUGAAACAUGGCAGAAGUUGAAGGUGUAAUUGAAAAGAUACAACGUCCAGCAGAUUUGUCAAUCGAUGAGGAUGAAGAUGAUGAGGACAUUGAUGAGACCCUGAGUGAAAGGCUAUGGGGCCUGACAGAGAUGUUCCCUGAGCCUGUGCGGACUGUAUGUGGUGCCAUCAGCAGCUUCACAUUUACAGGAAUCAAAGUUGGCUUCAGUCUGGGUCGCAGUGCCCUCUGGAUUGCAUCUUCAUCAGCUGCUAUCAUGGUACUUCCAAUAGUAUUUGAAUCUGAGCGGGCUCAGCAACAUGAACAGCAACUACAGCAACAGCGACAGAUCUUGCUUGGUCCAAACGCUGCAGUGUCAGGUGGCCAGAACAUGAUGCCAGGGAUGGCAGGGAUGAUGAUGCCAGGACCGAAGUAGUGACUGCCGUACAGUGUGUGUGUGUAUGCAUUUAUGUGGAGGUCAUCACAGACGUUGUGGGGAGGAGAAAGGAAGAGCAUUGUGAUACGGUGUGGUUUAACCAGAAAACUGUUUUGUCUUCAUGUACAGUGGCACUUUGUUAAUCUGGACUGUAGUUUGGGCAGAAAAAAAAGACUGUCUGCACAAGGCCGAAAAGAUAAAACCAAUUAGUUGGGGGGUUAGUAGCUCUUACUACUGGUGUGACAUGAUGUUCCACUCAAGGUAAACAUUUUCAACAUGAAAUAGUUUUUGUAUGUGUUCAUGCUUAUCAUGCUUUUGCUAGAGAUUUCCAAAGUAGUUUCAUAUGGUUCUGAUAAAGAUAUUUUUUAUCGACUCCAAUCUGUGAUUGUUUGCGAGUAGCACCAUAGUCCAAACUAAUAAUGUUUUACUGUACUGCCCUCACAAUGUUUUAACCCAUGAAGUCGGUUACAUGCUCAUUGAUAUGUAACAUAUCAGUUAAAAAUUCCACGAGAGCAUCAUCUCAUAAGCAUCAAGUCCAUUGGCACCAUGAGACUUUUAGAUACGGCAGUUACUGAUGUGUUUUAUGGUGGCCAGGAAAAGAGCAGUCAUUUUUCCUGAAAACCUCUCCUGAAAUUGAGAUAUUGUUAAUGUGAUUGUUGACUUUUCAUCAUUGUUGAGGUAUGGAUGUGUUUGUAUGAGAACAUUUAGCCUAAUAAAUAAUAUAUAACA
Haliotis rufescens (red abalone) is the source of this 1226-nucleotide messenger RNA. RefSeq names its product mitochondrial import receptor subunit TOM22 homolog. The transcript has 3 exons. The record is from RefSeq and is a predicted model, not a curated record. The coding region runs from base 93 to 497 and encodes 134 amino acids. NCBI's taxonomy places the organism in Eukaryota, Metazoa, Mollusca, Gastropoda, Lepetellida, Haliotidae. Gene Ontology annotation, biological process: intracellular protein transport. Gene Ontology annotation, cellular component: mitochondrial outer membrane.